GGUGGAGGAGGAGGAGGUGGAGGAGGAGGAGGAGGGGGCGGCGGAGGAGGAGCAGGAGGUGGAGAAGGCGGAGGAAGCCGUCGCUCUCCGCUGGGCCGAGCCGGUCGCGUCUUCUUUCUCCCCCCCUCCCCCCGGUUCGCCGCUGCCGCGGUGUAGUUGGCGCCGCUGCCCCUGCCGAGAGCGAGCGAGCGUGCGGGAGACGGACGGAGCGAGCGGCCGAGCGAGCGAGCGUGUGCGCGGUGCCGGGGGAGGGCCAUGGCCCGAGAGCGCCGGCGCCAGUAACGGAGCGGCGCUGAGACCCGCUGAGGGGGUGCCGGCCGCCGCCGCCGCCGCUGCCCGUCCGCCCGCCCGCUCGCCUCCCGCCUCCCGCGGCCCCUCUCCCCCCCUCCCCGACACACACACACAGGCCGGGCAUUGAUGGUAAUGUAUGCGAGGAAACAGCAGAGACUCAGUGAUGGCUGUCACGACCGGAGGGGGGACUCGCAGCCCUACCAGGCUCUUAAAUAUUCAUCGAAGAGUCACCCCAGUAGUGGCGAUCACCGACAUGAAAAGAUGCGAGACACCACAGAUCCUUCACCACCAAAUAAAAUGUUGCGAAGAUCUGAUAGUCCUGAAAACAAAUAUAGUGACAGCACAGGUCACAGUAAAGCAAAAAGCGUGCAUACUCACAGAGUUAGAGAGAGGGAUGGUGGGACCAGUUACUCUCCACAAGAAAAUUCACACAACCACAGUGCUCUUCAUAGUUCAAAUUCACAUUCUUCUAAUCCAAGCAAUAAUCCAAAUCCAAGCAAAACUUCAGAUGCAUCUUAUGAUUCUGCAGAUGACUGGUCUGAACACAUCAGUUCUUCUGGGAAAAAGUACUACUACAACUGUCGAACAGAAGUUUCACAGUGGGAAAAACCAAAAGAGUGGCUUGAAAGAGAGCAGAGACAAAAAGAAGCAAGUAAAAUGGCAGUUAACAGCUUCCCAAAAGAUAGGGAUUACAGAAGAGAGGUGAUGCAAACCACAGCUACCAGUGGGUUUGCAGGUGGAAUGGAAGACAAGCAUUCCAGUGAUGCCAGUAGUAUGCUCCCACAGAAUAUUUUGUCUCAAACAAGCAGACACAAUGACAGAGACUACAGACUGCCAAGAGCAGAGACUCACAGUAGUUCUACGCCAGUACAGCACCCCAUCAAACCAGUGGUUCAUCCAACUGCUACCCCAAGCACUCUUCCUUCUAGUCCAUUUCCUCUACAAUCUGAUCACCAGCCAAAGAAAUCAUUUGAUGCUAAUGGAGCAUCUACUUUAUCAAAACUGCCUACACCCACAUCUUCCAUCCCUGCACAGAAAACAGAAAGAAAAGAAUCUGCAUCAGGAGAUAAAUCUGUAUCCCAUUCUUGCACAACUCCUUCCACAUCAUCUGCCUCUGGGCUAAAUCCCACUUCCGCACCUCCAACAUCUGCUUCAACAGUCCCUGUUUCACCUGUUCCACAGUCACCAAUACCUCCAUUACUUCAGGACCCAAAUCUUCUUCGACAGCUGCUUCCUGCUUUGCAAGCCACCUUGCAGCUUAAUAAUUCUAAUGUGGACAUAUCUAAAAUAAAUGAAGUUCUUACAGCAGCUGUGACACAAGCUUCACUGCAGUCUAUACUCCAUAAGAUUCUUACUGCUGGACCAUCUGCUUUCAAUAUAACUUCUUUGAUUUCUCAAGCCGCACAGCUUUCUACACAAGCUCAGCCAUCUAAUCAGUCUCCCAUGUCUUUAACAUCUGAUGCCUCGUCCCCAAGGUCAUACGUGUCCCCAAGGAUAAGCACGCCUCAAACUAACACAGUUCCUAUUAAACCUUUGAUAAAUACGCCUCCUGUAUCGUCACAGCCAAAGGUUAGUACUCCAGGUGUUAAGCAAGGACCAGUCUCACAGUCUGCCUCUCAGCAACCAGUAACUGCUGAAAAGCAACAAGGUCAUGAACCAGCCUCUCCUAGGAGUCUUCAACGAUCAAGUAGUCAAAGAAGUCCAUCUCCUGGUCCAAAUCAUACUUCUAGUAGUAAUGCAUCUAAUGCAACAGUUGUACCACAGAAUUCAUCUACCCGACCUACAUGUUCAUUAACACCUACCCUAGCAGCACACUUCAAUGAAAAUCUUAUAAAACACGUUCAAGGAUGGCCUGCAGAUCAUGCAGAAAAGCAGGCAUCAAGAUUGCGUGAAGAAGCUCAUAACAUGGGGAGUGUUCAUAUGUCAGAAAUUUGUACUGAAUUAAAAAACUUAAGAUCUUUAGUCCGAGUAUGUGAAAUUCAAGCAACUUUGCGUGAGCAAAGGAUACUAUUUUUGAGACAACAAAUUAAAGAACUUGAAAAGCUAAAGAAUCAGAAUUCCUUCAUGGUGUGAAGAUGUGAAUAAUUGCACAUGGUUUUGAGUACAGGAACUGGUUGCCCAAUCUUAACAAUUUUGAGCUGCAUUUGAGUAGACUUUGGACCGUUAAGCUGGGCAAUGGAAAUGACAAGGGGAUGGGGACAUGAAAGUCAAUUCAGGGGAAGCGACAAGAUUAAUUUGUAAUACCCCUGAAAUGUAGAUUUCUUGUAGAUGUAUUCUUCACGUUGUAAAUAUGUUUUGUAGAGUGAAGCCAUGGGAAGCCAUGUGUAUCAGAGCUUAGACAUCCAAAACUAAUCAAUGCUGAGGUGGCUAAAUACCUAGCCUUUUACAUGUAAACCUGUCUGCAAAAUUAGCUUUUUUUUUUUUUUAAUUUUGGGGGUUAAUUUAUCAUUCAGAAAUCUUGCAUUUCCGAAAAUUCAGUGCAGGCGCCAGGCGAUCUGUGUCUAAGGCUGCAACAAUUUGGAACAGUUUGGGCAGUGUACAAAAUAUCAUGAAACAACUGUUUCCACACUUGCACCCAAUCAAGAGCAGUGCUUCUCCAUUUCUGUUUUUGCAGAGAAAUGUUUUUCAUUUUCUGUGUUCCAUUUCCCCUCUGAAAUCCUAGAUCUGAUUUUAUCCAUUUUUUAAUGCUUCUAAUUUUCUCUUUUCUUAAGGCACUGUUGCUAUGGCACUUUUUCUAUAAUCUUUUCAUUCCUGUGUACAGUAGCUUAAAAUUGCAGUGAUUGAGCAUAACCCACUUGUUUGUAUAAAUUAUUGAAAUGUAUUUCCAUUUGCACCCUGUAAGAAUGGACUUAUAGUACUGCUGGGCAUGUGUGCUGAAAGUACAUUGAUUGCUCAAAUAUAAGGAAAUAGCCCAAUGAACAUGGUUGUGGGAGGGGAAAGAGGAAAAAAAACCUAGUCAGAUGUGAAUUGUAUCUGUUGUAAUAAACAUGUUAAAACAAAAAACAAAAAAAAUGGUUACUUUUCAUUUCCUUCGGUCAGCGCAUAUUAGAAUUUGACUACUUGGGGAUUCUUUAUCAGAACUAUUCUUGUUGAACAUUUGUACUUAAUUGAAAUAAUCCCUCAAGAAAAGUUUUGUUUAAAGCUUGUAAACAAAAAUUUCUGUAUAAAAUAUUUAAUGAACUAUGACAUUCAACAAGAAUGAUCAAAAUAUCCCCAAGGGUUGUCAUAUGUUAAACCCUGGUUUACCUGUCUUGCUAUUAUGACAUUUCAUUUGGAAGGAUGUUUGUGUUGUAGCUAACUGUUCAAGUCUGGUGCUGACUGCUGUUCUUAGCCAUCACAAAACGCUAAAUUUGUGUAAUUGGAGCAUCCCACUGUUAUCUGGAAAUGGUGGAAAGCUCAGCUUUGUAUAUUGUUUCCUAAAGUAUAUUAAAAAUAAAAAAAGAAACUAUUGCUACUACAAAAUCAACUUGGCUUUUUUUUCCUUUGCUAAAAUCUUCAUUAGUCCUCACAUGGCAUUAGCAUGACACUGCCAGAUAUGUAUAAAUUUCAAUAGUUUUUGUAUGCAGUAAAAUCUUUAUUUCAAAAUCUUGACUUGAAAUACUUUUCUCCAUAGAGAGAUUUCUUCUGUUGGGGCAUACACUCAUGUGCUUUCACAACUGCCAGCACCAAGGGCUUAUUUUAAUAUCUUGGACACUAAUGUAAUAUUACUUACAUUAUGGGAUACUGACUUAGAGUACCAGAGUCACUUGUUUCUGAUACAUUAAGCUGAUUUUAUAUCAAGUGUCUCUUGGGAGUUUUAAGGUUCAGUUUUUUUUUUUAAUCAAAUUUUAAAAUGUAAGAUACAUUGAGUAUUCACAAAAAUGCAACAAAAUCUUAGUGUGAUUAAGAGAAAUUAAAAUUUUGUAUUUAAUCUCUAGAGGAUUGUUUGCUGUUUGAACACAAAGUAGCUUUUAUGGUUUUUUUCCCCCCUUCUAAGAUUAUCCAGAAUGUAACAGAAAAGGUAAAUGUCACAAGAAAUGUUCAUACUUUUGAGACUGGUACUAUAUGCUAGACUUGGAAAUAGUUCAUUCAAAUGUAACUUUUAAGAGCUGUAUUAGCCUAAAUCUGUUACUCCUUACUAUUUCAGCACUGUGCCUUUCCUAGAAAGAAGUAGGUAAUUUAUUUUGUGAUGUAGUAGGCAAAUGUUCACUGAAGUGGAUGGUGAUUCCUCUUGUGAUUUAAGCUAAAUUUGAAUACAGUUUGCGAAUGUGAAACAUUUAUUGAUCUAUGCCACUUUGUACCUCCCCAUUAAAAUAUAUGUGUGUAUAUAUGUAUACAUACAUUUACAUGUUCAUGCCUCUAAAUGAAGUAACCACAACUUAUAGAAAGCUAACCUAAAGUUGCAUAAAUAGUGUAUUUUUAAGAUUAACAUUGAAAAAAAUAAAAUUCCAAGUUGGAAUAUUUUUCCAAUUUAUUUGAUUUGUCCCAUAAUUUUUAUAUAUAGAUAUAAUCUUACUACAGCUCUAAACCUUUGUUUAAAACAUGGUGUCCAGCUGUUGACCCCUUUUUUUUUUUAAGCAACCUGGGACUAUCUGUGAGUGCUAUUAAAAUAGACACCGUAUCCCAUUUUUUAUUUAGUUCAUCUGUCUGUUGGCAUGUGUAGCAUCACCAUGGUUUUAUUUCUCCUGUGGGUGGAUGAAUUGUCCACAGUCUUGGAUUUACGCACUAGUGCCAUUAGUGUCUCAUUUUGGUGGGCACCAUUAUUGACAGUUCAAAAAGAAAAUUACCAAGUGGCUCUUGGGAACUUUUUUUAGUUAAUAGAACUUGUAUAAUACAGUGUUCUGGGUGAUACUGGAACCAAGUGAAUUUUGUGAAGAUUUCCUGUUUUAAUUCUUUGAAGACCUUUCCAUGGAAGGUUUCUUGAGAAAUUUCUUCAUCCUUUUCCUUUUAAGUGAUGGAACAUUUUGUUUUCUACGUUACUCCAAUUUUUUUAAGUUUUGAAACUCAUAGACUGUACCAGAUUAAUCUUUAGUAAUAAAUUCUGGAGUACAUAGUUUUUAUGAUUGCCCAAGAACUGAAAACCAUAUGUCAAGCUAAAACUAUAGAGAUUUAAUUUUUUUUUUUUUUUGCUGGAGGGUUGGGGUAGGCGGGGUGGCAGGGGAAUGAAAUAGGGUGAUUUUUUUUCCUUGAUUUUAAAUCUAAUAUUUAUGCCCCAGAUAUUUGUUACCAAUGAAAUUCAACUGUUUUUGAUGUUUUGCUGCUAAAGUUUAAAACUUCCUCCUUGGGAAGGAAGUAAUUUGUAAAGAGUUAGAUCAUUUAAAAAAGAAAUCAGUUCUUAUUCUGCUGAUAAGCCUAACUUAACCCUGAUGUUGAAGAAACUAUUUUCUAAGGGGAAGAAGUAAUUCAUUCUGCAUACCACAACAAUUGUAGCUUAGGACUUAAAACUAUUGUUUUUAGAUGUGGGGUUUGAAAAUGCUGAUUUAUUUUCAAUUACCUGUAAAUAUGGCUAUAUUCUUGUAUCUGUAAUGGAGUGUAUAAAACUACACUAAAAAGUAAUAAAUAUGUUUUGACUA
Trichosurus vulpecula (common brushtail) is the source of this 5843-nucleotide messenger RNA. It is a transcript of the gene WAC, whose product is annotated as WW domain containing adaptor with coiled-coil. Gene Ontology annotation, molecular function: chromatin binding; RNA polymerase II complex binding. Gene Ontology annotation, biological process: positive regulation of TORC1 signaling; regulation of autophagy. Gene Ontology annotation, cellular component: nucleus. The record is from RefSeq and is a predicted model, not a curated record. The transcript is spliced from 14 exons. Lineage: Eukaryota; Metazoa; Chordata; Mammalia; Diprotodontia; Phalangeridae. The coding region runs from base 418 to 2364 and encodes 648 amino acids.